Glossina fuscipes is the source of this 831-nucleotide messenger RNA. It is a transcript of the gene CHOp24, whose product is annotated as transmembrane emp24 domain-containing protein 2. Bases 39 to 662 code for a protein of 207 amino acids. Gene Ontology annotation, cellular component: endoplasmic reticulum-Golgi intermediate compartment; Golgi apparatus; endoplasmic reticulum. The transcript has 3 exons. The record is from RefSeq and is a predicted model, not a curated record. Gene Ontology annotation, biological process: Golgi organization; intracellular protein transport; endoplasmic reticulum to Golgi vesicle-mediated transport. NCBI's taxonomy places the organism in Eukaryota, Metazoa, Arthropoda, Insecta, Diptera, Glossinidae.
UAAGCAAAUUCGCAUCGAAUAAUAAAAGAAAUUGAAAAAUGAAGACAGAACUUUAUUUCAUAUUUUUAUUAUUAACGUUAAUGCAAUUCUUGCAGCAUAUUCAAGCAUUCAUUGUUAACGUUGAUGCCCACAAUGAGGAAUGCUUUUUCGAGAAAAUUGAAACUGGAACAAAAUUUAGUAUAACAUUUGAGGUGAUUGAAGGAGGAUUUUUGGAUAUUGACAUAAAAAUAAUUGGCCCAGAUCACGGUGUAAUACAUGAAAGCGAGAAAGAGUCUUCGAGUAGAUUGGCUUUUGUCGCUGCUACGGCCGGCAUUUAUACUGUUUGCUUUGACAAUCAAAAGAGUAGCAUGACACCGAAACUAGUUAUGUUCUCAAUAGACGUAGAUGAAUCACCACAUCGUGCACCAGGCGCUCCGGGCGAAGAUGAAGUAGGUCAUACCAAAUUAGAAGAUAUGAUACGUGAAUUAUCUGGUACCUUAACCAGCGUGAAACAUGAACAAGAGUAUAUGCACGUUCGUGAUAAAAUUCAUCGCACAAUUAAUGAAAGCACGAAUUCUCGUGUUGUGUUAUGGUCAACUUUUGAAGCAUUGGUCUUAGUGUUAAUGACAAUUGGUCAAGUGUACUACUUGAAGCGUUUCUUCGAAGUGAAACGCGUGGUGUAGAUUAACGGAUCAUAUCGUAGUAUAAGAAAUUCUUGUGUAAUUUAUCCCAAAAACUCAUUUCCUGCUUCUUUUGUUUUUCAACAAAUUAAUUCAUUUUCUAUUGCCUCGUAGGUAAAUCGAUUGUAAUAUUACAUAUAAUAUAUGAACACUAUCUCAAUACACACUUUAA